AUGAACCCACACGCCGACGCUUCUCUCUGCGGCGUGCUUGCUUUCGUGCGCGAUUCCGCCCGCUACGCAGUGGACUUCCCUGGCUCCGUUCGGAGCUCGACCUCUGCGGAGAGGCUGCCCAGCCUGCGGGGGAUGCACGAGCCCCCCGCGGACCCGCUCCUGGGGGCCGGCUCGUCGGCGGACGGACGCGGGGUGGAGCGGGACCCGGAGCGGACAGCAAGACCCGCGGGCGCCGGGAGCUCGGACCAGGACAGGAACGCAGGAAACGCCGCGGCGAAGCGAAACCAGAACCAGGGGCGGAACGGCGAGCGCGAGCCGCAGAUCUACCCGUGGAUGACCAAACUGCACGUGAGCCACGAAUCGGAGGGGAAGCGGUCCAGGACCAGCUACACUCGGUACCAGACCCUGGAGCUGGAGAAGGAGUUCCACUUCAACCGGUACCUGAGUCGGCGCAGGCGCGUUGAGAUCGCGCACACCUUGUGCCUGAACGAGAGGCAGGUCAAGAUCUGGUUCCAGAACCGGCGCAUGAAGUGGAAGAAGGACUCGAAGAUCAAAGUGAAGGAGUAACGCAGGCUGGUGGUGACCCCACCCGCCCCAGCGCCGCUGACCUCCGGAUGAACCGUGGCAGCAAUGACAUCAUCACAAAUUAGGCGUCAGUGACUGCGAUAUCGAAUAUCGUUCACUCUGGUCCAGCGUUCCACCUCAAAACGAAUUAGCGACGACGAGCCCGCGCUGAGUGACGGCCAACAAAGUUCGGACGGUGAAACGACACGUCACUCAUGAUGACGCGUCUGAGCGACGUCACUGAACAACUGCUGUGUGAAAUGUGGUCAGGUGCGGAAGUGUG
This is a messenger RNA of Synchiropus splendidus (mandarinfish), 847 nucleotides long. RefSeq names its product homeobox C5a (gene hoxc5a). The record is from RefSeq and is a predicted model, not a curated record. Bases 1 to 567 code for a protein of 188 amino acids. Gene Ontology annotation, molecular function: RNA polymerase II cis-regulatory region sequence-specific DNA binding; DNA-binding transcription factor activity, RNA polymerase II-specific. Lineage: Eukaryota; Metazoa; Chordata; Actinopteri; Syngnathiformes; Callionymidae. Gene Ontology annotation, cellular component: nucleus. Gene Ontology annotation, biological process: embryonic skeletal system morphogenesis; regulation of transcription by RNA polymerase II; anterior/posterior pattern specification. The transcript has 2 exons.